This is a messenger RNA of Notolabrus celidotus (New Zealand spotty), 9317 nucleotides long. It is a transcript of the gene ubr5, whose product is annotated as ubiquitin protein ligase E3 component n-recognin 5. The coding region runs from base 196 to 8790 and encodes 2864 amino acids. Gene Ontology annotation, biological process: regulation of double-strand break repair; protein polyubiquitination; DNA damage response. Gene Ontology annotation, molecular function: zinc ion binding; ubiquitin-protein transferase activity; ubiquitin binding. The record is from RefSeq and is a predicted model, not a curated record. NCBI's taxonomy places the organism in Eukaryota, Metazoa, Chordata, Actinopteri, Labriformes, Labridae. The transcript is spliced from 59 exons. Gene Ontology annotation, cellular component: nucleus.
AUGUGCACUGAUCAACACACAGAAAAAGAAGCUGGCUAGAGUUAAGAUGGCGGCAUGUCUGUGAUGAACCUGGGAUCUGAGUCGAGGUUUUUCGCCAUUACACGAUUGCUAUAAAAUCCACACACACAGAUACAUCGACAGAACAACAGAUUCCACUUUUUUUAACAGACGAGUCGGUGAUUUUUGAUUGACCCCAUGACAUCUAUACACUUCGUGGUUCACCCGUUGCCCGGGACCGAGGAUCAGCUCAAUGACAGGCUCCGUGAGGUCUCAGAGAAACUCAACAAAUACAGCUUUAAUAGUCAUCCACAUCUUGGUCUUUUGGAGCAGGAAACCUUAAAACAGUGUGUCGUGGGUCCCAACCAUGCUGGAUUUCUCCUUGAGGAUGGACGUGUGUGUAGAAUCAGUUUUGCUGUCCAGCCUGAUCGCCUGGAGCUCAGCAAACCGGAUAGCAGUGAUGGUUCAAAGUUGAGCAGUGGUUCAGGGACAGGAAGGAGCUCCAGGCCAGGCAGGACUAGUGAUCCGCCCUGGUUCCUGUCUGGCUCUGACACACUUGGCCGACUGGCAGGCAACACCCUUGGGAGUCGCUGGAGCUCUGGUGUGAAUGGAGGCGGCGGAGUGGGAAGUGGAGGUGGAGCAGGGGGAAGCGGAGCGGGAAGCGGCAGCAGUGGAGGAGGCGGAGGGGGUGGAGGAGGUGGCGGAGGAGGUAGUGGCGGAGGUGGAGGCACAUCAGGAAGGUCUUCAACUGCAGCUCGUGACUCCCGUAGACAGACCCGGGUGAUCCGUACGGGAAGGGAUCGUGGAUCUGGUCUUCUAGGUAGUCAGCCUCAGCCAGUCAUACCAGCUUCUGUCAUCCCUGAAGAGCUAAUUACUCAGGCACAGGUUGUUCUUCAGGGGAAGUCCAGGAGUGUUAUCAUAAGGGAACUCCAAAGGACCAACCUGGAUGUCAACCUUGCAGUCAACAACCUGCUGAGUCGAGAUGACGAAGAUGGAGAUGAUGGCGAUGACACCGCCAGCGAAUCUUACCUCCCUGGAGAGGACCUGAUGUCCCUGUUGGACGCAGACAUUCACUCAGCUCAUCCCAGCGUGAUCAUUGACGCCGAUGCUAUGUUUUCUGAGGACAUCAGCUACUUUGGUUACCCGUCUUUUAGACGCUCCUCACUGUCUCGCUUGGGAUCUUCCCGAGUUCUCCUUCUUCCCUUAGAGCGAGACUCAGAACUGUUGCGUGAGCGGGAGUCAGUAUUGAGGUUACGUGAGCGCCGGUGGCUUGAUGGGGCCUCAUUUGAAACUGAGAGAGGCUCCACCAGCCGUGAUGGUGAGCCAAGCUUGGACAAGAAGAGCAUCCCAGUCCAGAGCCCUGUUUCCUUGGGAGAGGAGCUUCAGUGGUGGCCUGACAAGGAUGGUGUGAAGUUUGUGAGCAUUGGGGCCAUGUUCUCAGAGCUGGUGGCUGUUAGCUCCAAAGGAGAACUUUAUCAAUGGAAGUGGAGCGAACCUGAGCCCUACAGGAAUGCUCAGAAUCCCUCCAUUCAUCACCCACGUGUGUCCUUCCUCGGCCUGACCAAUGAGAAGAUCACCUUACUGUCUGCCAAUAGCAUCAGAGCCACCGUGGCCACAGAGACCAACAAGGUGGCGACCUGGGUGGAUGACACACUUAGCACCGUGGCCUCUAAGCUGGAGCACAGCGCUCAGGCUUUCCCUGAGCUCCAGGGAGAACGUCUGAUGUCUCUGCAUUGCUGUGCUCUCUACACCUGUGCACAGCUGGAGAAUAGCCUCUUCUGGUGGGGUGUUGUGCCUUUUAGUCAACGGAAGAAGAUGCUUGAAAAGGCCAGGGCCAAAAAUAAAAAGCCAAAGUCUAGUGCCGGCAUCUCCUCAAUACCCAACAUCACUGUCGGGACACAGGUGUGUUUGAGAAAUAACCCCCUCUACCAUGCUGGUGCAGUGGCCUUCUCUGUCAGUGCUGGGAUUCCCAAAGUGGGAGUCCUGUUGGAAUCCGUCUGGAACAUGAAUGACAGCUGCAGAUUCCAGCUACGCUCACCAGAGAGCCUGAAGAACAUGGAGAAGACCACUAAGAUCCAGGAAAUCAAGACGGAAAGCAAACCAGAGCUUGUAAAGACUGAAAUGGGUCCUCCUCCAUCUCCAGCUUCUACCUGCAGUGAUACCUCCUCGAUUGCUAGCAGUGCUUCACUGCCCUAUAAGCGCAGGCGUUCCACCCCGGCUCCGAAAGAGGAAGAGAAGGUGAAUGAGGAGCAGUGGCCUCUAAGGGAGGUGGUAUUUGUGGAGGAUGUUAAAAAUGUCCCUGUCGGAAAGGUGCUCAAGGUGGAUGGUGCGUAUGUUGCUGUCAAGUUUCCAGGAACAUCAAGUAGUGUUAGCAACCAGAACAAUGCUGCUCCCACCGACUCCGACCCCUCUUCACUGUUACAGGACUGCAGGCUCCUCAGAAUAGAUGAGCUCCAGGUGGUCAAAACUGGCGGGACUCCUAAAGUUCCAGACUGUUUCCAACGAACUCCUAAGAAGCUCUGCAUCCCAGAAAAGGCAGAAAUAUUGGCUGUGAACGUUGACUCCAAAGGAGUCCACGCAGUCCUAAAAACUGCCAACUGGGUAAGGUACUGUAUCUUUGACCUCGCCACAGGCAAAACUGAACAAGAGAAUAACUUCCCAACUAGCAACCUGGCCUUCCUCGGGCAGAGUGAGCGCAAUGUGGCCAUCUUUACUGCAGGACAGGAAUCUCCAAUCAUCCUUCGCGAUGGAAAUGGCACAAUCUACCCAAUGGCCAAGGACUGCAUGGGUGGAAUUCGAGACCCUGAUUGGUUGGACCUUCCUCCUAUAAACAGCCUUGGAAUGGGGGUGCACUCUCUUGCAAAUCUGCCCUCCAACUCCACCAUUAAAAAGAAAGCUGCUAUCAUUAUUAUGGCUGUUGAGAAACAAACACUGAUGCAGCACGUUCUUCGUUGCGACUACGAGGCCUGCCGCCAGUACUUGGUGAACCUUGAGCAGGCCUUCCUAUUGGAUCAGGGCAGCCAGGCUCUCGGCGCCAUCUUGGACCAUCGCUGUGAUGGGAAUCGAAACAUCCUCCACACUGCUGUCUCUGUCUGCUUUCCUUUUAGUAACAAAGAGACCAAAGAAGAAGAAGAAGCUGAAAGGUCAGAGAGGAACACGUUUGCAGAGCGUCUGUCUGCUGUGGAGGCGAUUGCAAACGCCAUCUCUGUGGUUUCAAGCAACAGUUCUGGGAACAGGACUGGGUCAUCAAGCAGCAGAGGGCUUCGUCUGAGAGAGAUGAUGCGGCGGUCUUUAAGAGCGGCAGGUCUCGGCCGUCAUGAGUCUGGCCAAGCACCAAGUGACCACCAGGACCCUGUGUCCCCACCCAUUGCCCCACCAAGUUGGGUACCUGACCCCCCACCCAUGGAUCCUGAUGGUGACAUUGACUUCAUUCUAGCACCAGCUGUGGGUUCACUCACCACCGCCUCUACUGGACCUAGCCAGGGACCAAGCACCUCAACCAUCCCAGCAGGUCCAUCCACCGAGUCAUCCGUGGUUGAAUCUAAGGACCGGAAAGCCAACGCCCACCUUAUCCUGAAGCUGAUGUGUGACAGCGUUGUUCUGAGGCCUCACCUCCGAGAGCUACUGUCUGCCAAGGAUGCCCGUGGAAUGACUCCCUUCAUGCUGGCAGUCAGUGGGAGAGCAUAUCCUGCAGCCAUCACUGUGCUGGAGGCUGCUCAGAAAAUGGCUAAGAUGGGUGACCCAAGCAUUGCAGACAAGGAGGACUCAGAUUCAGUGUUCAUGGAGAUGAUUUGCCCCUUGGAGACCAACCCAGACGAUUCACCCCUUUAUGUUCUCUGCUGCAAUGACACCUGCAGUUUCACUUGGACUGGAGCAGAGCACAUCAACCAGGACAUCUUUGAAUGUCGGACCUGCGGCCUGCUUGAGUCCCUCUGCUGUUGCACUGAAUGUGCCAGGGUGUGUCACAAAGGACAUGACUGCAAAUUGAAGAGGACCUCCCCCACAGCGUACUGUGACUGUUGGGAGAAGUGUAAGUGUAAAACACUGAUCGCCGGCCAAAAGGCAGCUCGGUUGGAUCUGCUCUACAGGUUACUCACAACCACCAACCUGGUCACCACGCCAAACAGCAGGGGAGAGCAUGUCUUACUGUUCCUUGUGCAGACUGUUGCCAGGCAGAGUGUUGAGCACUGUCAGUAUAGACCACCACGCAUCAGAGAGGACAGGAACCGCAAGGCUGCUAAUGCAGAAGAAUCUGAUAUGCCGGAUCAUGACUUGGAACCUCCCCGCUUUGCUCAGCUGGCUCUGGAGAGAGUCCUGCAGGACUGGAAUGCCCUAAAGUCUAUGAUCAUGUUUGGUUCUCAGGAAAACAAAGACUUACUUAGUGCCAGUAGCAGAAUUGCUCACCUUCUACCGGAGGAGCAGGUCUACUUGAAUCAACAGAGCGGCAGCAUCCGCCUUGACUGUUUCACCCACUGCCUCAUUGUCAAGUGUGCUCCUGACAUCACUUUCAUUGACACCUUACUAGGUACAUUAGUAAAGGAACUGCAGAACAAGUACAUCCCUGGCCGUCAAGAGGAGGCAGUCAGUGUCACCAGGAGGUUUCUACGCUCAGUGGCCCGGGUUUUUGUCAUCCUCAGCGUUGAGAUGGCCUCAUCCAAGAAAAAAAACAAUUUUAUCCCCCAGCCUAUUGGAAAAUGCCGUCGAGUUUUCCAAGCUCUGUUGCCUUACGCCGUGGAGGAGCUGUGUAACGUUGCAGAGUCUUUGAUUGUUCCAGUUCGAAUGGGUAUAGCGAGACCCACUGCUCCUUUCACCUUGGCCAGCACCAGUAUUGAUGCUGUUCAGGGCAGUGAAGAACUCUUCUCUGUUGAACCGCUUCCUCCCAGACCUUCUCCCGACCAGUCCAGCAGCUCCAGCCAGACAGCUGCCUCUUACAUCAUCAGGAACCCACAGCCCCGACACAGCAGCCAGUCUCAGCCCGUCAGAGGACGAGAUGAGGAGCAGGACGACAUUGUGUCAGCAGAUGUCGAAGAGGUUGAAGUUGUAGAGGGAGUUGCAGGAGAAGAAGACCAUCAUGAUGACCAAGAAGAGCAAGGAGAGGAGAAUGCUGAUGCUGAAGGGCAGCAUGAUGAGCACGAUGAGGAUGGGAGCGACAUGGAGCUGGAUCUGCUGGCGGCAGCUGAAACCGAGAGUGACAGUGAAAGUAACCACAGCAAUCAGGAUAACGCCAGCGGCCGCAGGAGCGUCGUCACAGCAGCAACUGCUGGCUCUGAAGCAGGCAGUAGGGUGUCCUUGGCUUUUCCUAUUUUUGGUGCCAGCAGUGUCCCUGCCUUCUUUUCAGAGGAUGACUCCCAGUCAAAUGACUCCAGCGACUCUGACAGUAGCAGCAGUCAGAGCGACGACGUCGACCAAGAGACGUUCCUUUUGGAUGAGCCUCUGGAAAGGACAACUAGCACUUCACAUAGCAACAGUGCAGCCCAGGCUCCUCGGUCCAUGCAGUGGGCUGUAAGAAACACCCCCAGCCAGAGGGCGACUGGAAAUGCUCCUUCAAGCUCUUCAACACCAGCUGCAAGCUCCACGGGACUGAUAUACAUUGACCCCACCAACCUUCGUCGCUCUAGUGCUAUAAGCUCCAGUGCGGCUGCUGCUGCAGCGGCUCUUGAGGCCAACAACUCUAGUAGCUAUUUGACGUCCGCCAGCAGCCUGGCACGAGCCUACAGUAUUGUCAUCCGGCAGAUCUCAGACCUCAUGAGUCUGAUUCCCAAGUACAACCAUCUGGUCUACUCCCAGUACCCUGCUGCUGUUAAACUCACCUACCAAGAUGCAAUCAACCUACAGAACUAUGUCGAAGAAAAACUGAUUCCCACAUGGAACUGGAUGGUGUCCAUCAUGGAUUCCACCGAAGCCCAGUUGAGAUACGGCUCCGCCCUGUCCUCUGCUGGUGAUCCAGGUCACCCCAGUCACCCUCUCCAUGCCUCCCAGCACUCAGCUCGCAGGGAGCGUGUGACUGCUCGGGAGGAGGCCAGCCUUCGCACUAUUGAAGGUCGCAGGAGAGCAGCGACCCUACUGACGGCUCGCCAUGGCAUGAUGUCUGCACGGGGCGACUUCUUGAAUUAUGCCUUGUCAUUAAUGCGCUCCCACAAUGAUGAGCACUCGGAUGUGCUUCCUGUGCUGGAUGUGUGUUCGCUUAAACAUGUAGCAUACGUUUUCCAGGCUCUUAUCUACUGGAUAAAGGCGAUGAACCAGCAGACCAAUUUGGACAACCCACAAAUGGACAGAAAGAGGAACCGUGAGAUUUUAGAGCUGGGUUUGGACAAUGAGGAUUCUGAACAUGAAAACGAUGAGGACACCAAUCAAAGUUCCACUCUGCAGGACAAGGACGAUGACCCGGUUCCAGCUGAAACGGGUCAGAACCACCCCUUCUUCCGCCGGUCUGACUCCAUGACCUUCCUGGGUUGUAUCCCACCAAACCCCUUUGAUGUUCCUCUGGCUGAAGCCAUCCCACUUGCAGACCAGCCCCAUCUCCUGCAGCCCAAUGCCAGGAAGGAGGAUCUGUUUGGUCGCCCCUCUCAGGGUUUGUACUCUUCCUCCUAUAUGGCCGCCAAAGGCCUGGCUGAAGCAAGCAUAGACAGGAACUGCCUGGAGGUAAACAUGGGCUCCUCUCUACCCUCCCCCUCUCAGAUCCUGCCCACGAAGAUGUCUUACUCAGCCAACCUGAAAAAUGUGAUGAGCAUGGAUACUUCCCCGGGGAACACAAGGAACCAGUCACUCGCAGAGCAGGAGAUGGAAACUUCAAAACAAGGCCCGUCGCCCCAUGACCUCGCCGCUCAGCUGAAGAGCAGCCUUCUCGCCGAGAUCGGCCUCACUGAAAGUGAUGGGCCUCCUCUCCCGUCAUUCAGACCUCAUUGUAGUUUCAUGGGGAUGAUGAUCUCACAUGACAUGCUGCUUGGCCGCUGGCGUCUGUCACUGGAGCUCUUUGGUCGUGUCUUUAUGGAGGAUGUUGGAGCUGAGCCCGGAUCUAUCCUCACGGAGCUCGGUGGCUUUGAGGUAAAGGAAUCUAAGUUCCGUCGUGAGAUGGAGAAGCUUAGGAACCUGCAGUCCCGUGACCUGGCCCUAGAGGUUGACAGGGACCGUGACCAGCUCAUACAGCAGACCAUGCGUCAAUUAAAUACUCACUUUGGAAGGCGCUGCACCACGACACCCAUGGCUGUGCACCGGGUGAAAGUCACCUUCAAAGAUGAACCGGGCGAGGGAAGCGGAGUGGCUCGCAGCUUCUACACAGCCAUUGCCCUUGCCCUCCUCUCCAACGACAAGCUGCCCAAUCUGGACUGCGUUCAGAGUGUCAGCAAGGGCAUGCAGGCCAGCAGUACGUGUCAGCCUGAUCACAAUUCAUAUCUAAUGCAGCGCUUAAGGAACAGGGACAGGGAGCGAGAGAGAAGAAGUGGAGGGCUCCGUGCAGGCUCUCGGAGAGACCGUGACAGAGACUCAAGGAGACAGCUUUCCAUAGACACUAGGCCUUUCAGGCCCUCAUCAGAGGGAAACCCCAGUGAUGAACCUGACCCUCUUCCAGCACACAGGCAAGCCCUGGGUGAAAGGCUCUACCCUCGGGUUCAUGCAAUGCAGCCGGCCUUUGCCAGUAAAAUCACUGGCAUGCUGCUGGAGCUGUCCCCUGCACAGCUGCUGUUGCUGCUGGCUAGUGAAGAUUCUCUCAGAGCAAGAGUGGAGGAGGCCAUGGAGCUUCUCAUUGCACACGGCAGGGAAAAUGGUGCUGACAGCAUACUUGACCUGGGUCUCCUGGAGGCUCCAGAGAAAGCACAACAAGAGAGCCGUAAGCGUCAUGGUUCAACCCGCAGCGUGGUCGACAUGGAGCUGGAUGACCCGGAUGACGGGGAUGACAACGCUCCUCUCUUCUACCAGCCGGGCAAAAGAGGCUUCUACUCCCCUCGUCCCGGCAAGAAUACAGAAGCAAGGCUGAACUGCUUCCGCAACAUUGGCAGAAUACUGGGGUUAUGUCUGCUUCAGAAUGAGCUCUGUCCAAUCACAUUGAACAGACAUGUCAUCAAAGUGCUGCUCGGCAGGAAGGUGAACUGGCAUGACUUUGCAUUCUUUGACCCGGUCAUGUAUGAGAGCUUGCGGCAGCUCAUCCGCCAUUCUCAGGCAGGUGAAGCAGAAGCCGUGUUUGCUGCCAUGGACCUGGCGUUUGCAAUCGACCUCUGCAAAGAGGAGGGAGCUGGACAGGUGGAGCUUCUGUCCGGUGGGGUCAACAUGCCGGUCACUCCUCUGAACGUAUAUGAGUACGUCAGGAAGUACGCCGAGCACAGAAUGCUUGUGGUGGCUGAGCAGCCACUCCAUGCGAUGAGGAAAGGGUUACUGGAUGUUCUCCCGAAGAACGCCCUGGAGGACCUGACAGCAGAAGACUUCAGGCUGCUCGUUAACGGCUGUGGAGAAGUGAAUGUUCAGAUGCUCAUCAGCUUCACCUCCUUCAAUGAUGAAUCUGGGGAGAACGCAGACAAACUGCUGCAGUUUAAACGCUGGUUUUGGUCUAUAGUGGAGAAGAUGAGCAUGACUGAGAGGCAAGACCUGGUAUAUUUCUGGACCUCCAGCCCAUCUCUACCAGCCAGCGAGGAGGGCUUCCAGCCGAUGCCCUCCAUCACCAUAAGGCCUCCAGAUGACCAGCACCUUCCCACAGCCAAUACCUGCAUCUCACGCCUUUACGUGCCACUCUACUCUUCAAAACAGAUACUUAAACAGAAGCUCCUGCUAGCCAUUAAGACCAAGAAUUUUGGUUUUGUGUAGAGGUUUGACAAUUUAAGAAAAUGAAUAAGGAAAACAUGUUUACUGUUGUGAAAUAUUUACCUAGCUUAAUUUUUGUAGAUUCAUUUUCUGUCCCUAUACAGUUUUAUGAAAUUUGAAAUACCGUCGCUAUCUCCCCGGGCUGUAAUAUUUUUUGUGUUUUGAACACAAACACCUUGUUACUUUUAUUUUGAUUUUUGUUGGUUUUUUUUAUGUUAAUGAAGAAGUUUCCAGUCCUCAACAUUCCUCCAUCCGCAUUGUAAAAUAUAAAGCCUACAGCCGUGCUCAAACGGCUUAAAACCUUUGCUUCCCAGAAUGGUGGUUUGACAAAGGGCUGUCAGCCGAAACCCAGCCAAAGAUGACAGCGGUAGAAGUAUUUAAAAAGGAGAGAAGACACACUGUGACUAUAAGUUAUCCCCUUCUCUAAACAAGUACUAUCAUUGACAGUUCACUGCUGCCUUUGUGGAAACUUUGUUUUUGUUGUACAGGGGGAGUAGGGAAUUUCAAAAUAAACUUGGAUGCAAAAAGUA